This is a messenger RNA of Penicillium lagena, 3411 nucleotides long. Its product is annotated as DDB1/RSE1 family protein. Gene Ontology annotation, biological process: DNA repair; proteasome-mediated ubiquitin-dependent protein catabolic process. The coding region runs from base 1 to 3411 and encodes 1136 amino acids. The record is from RefSeq and is a predicted model, not a curated record. Lineage: Eukaryota; Fungi; Ascomycota; Eurotiomycetes; Eurotiales; Aspergillaceae. Gene Ontology annotation, molecular function: nucleic acid binding; protein binding. The transcript has 6 exons. Gene Ontology annotation, cellular component: nucleus; site of double-strand break.
AUGGCUUAUGUCGUGCCAAUCCAUCGCGCGAGCAGCAUUCGCCAUGCCGUGAAGCUGAACUUCGUGCAGCCCGAAGAGGACUGCUUGGUGGCUGCGAAAGCAAACCGACUCGAAUUCUACAACCUCACUCCCGAUGGCCUGGUCCUAGCAGCCUCGCAUACUAUCUAUGCGCGCGUGACCAUGCUGGCUCGCCUACCCGCACCGGCGAACUCAACCACCGACCACCUCUUCGUCGGCACGGACCAAUACAACUACUUUACACUAGCGUGGGAUAGCGAGACGAACCGGAUCCGAACAGCACGGAGCUAUGUCGACAUUACGGAGCCGUCGUCCCGAGAGUCGCAAUCCGCAGCCCGGUGUCUCAUCGACCCGAGCGGACGAUUCAUGACCCUAGAGAUAUACGAAGGUGUGGUAGUAGUCGUGCCGAUUGUACAGCUGCCAGCUAGGAGACGCGGACAGACGCACGCCGCCCCGGGUCCCGAUGCUCCCCAGAUCGGGGAACUGGGCGAGCCGACUACAUCGCGCAUCGACGAGCUGAAGGUGCGCUCGUCGGCUUUCCUUCAUUCGGAAUCGGCAAACCCGCCGUUUCUGGCGCUGCUCUACGAGGAUAACCAGCGCAAGGUGCGCCUAAGGAUCCGGGAGUUGGAGUACAGUCCGGCUACGAAGAGCAACCUCGCGGAGGCGACGUUCAAGGAGGUCACGGAUAAGAGGUUGGAUGGGGGUGUGUUUGCGUAUGAACUUGACUUUGGGUCAUCGCAUCUGAUCCCAAUCCCUGCACCGCUUGGUGGCCUCAUUGUUCUUGGCGAGACGUCAAUCAAGUAUAUUGAUGACAACAAAAACGACAUGAUCUCCCGAUCGCUUGAGGAAGCGACCAUCUUCGUCGCAUGGGAGAAGGUGGACAGCCAGCGGUGGCUGCUGGCCGAUGAUUACGGCAGAUUGUUCUUUCUGAUGUUCGUUCUCAACGCCCAGGGCAACGUUGAAGACUGGAAACUCGACUAUCUUGGUCGCACAUCUCGCGCAUCAGUGCUUGUAUAUCUCGGCGGAGGUAUUCUCUUCGUGGGUUCGCACCAAGGCGACACCCAAGUCCUCCGGAUCGAGAACGGCUCGUUCACAGUCAUCCAAACCUUGUCCAACAUUGCGCCAAUCUUGGACUUCACCGUCAUGGACCUUGGCAACCGGACGAGCGAGAGCCAGACCCAUGAGUUUUCGUCAGGCCAGGCGCGGAUCGUAGCCGGGUCUGGGGCCUUUGAUGAUGGCACCCUGCGAAGCAUGCGGAGUGGUGUUGGUAUGGAAGAGCUGGGUGUUUUGGGCGAAAUGGAUCACAUCACCGACCUCUUUGGCCUCCAAACACAGAGCAAAGGCGACCUCAUGGAUACUUUACUGGUGACAUUUGUGGACGAGACGCGAGUGUUUCACUUCAGUCCUGAUGGCGAGGUGGAGGAGUUGAACGAGUUUUUAGGCCUGAGCUUCGAAGAAAACACCCUCCUUGCCGCUAAUCUGCCCGGCGGACGGAUCCUGCAAGUCACCGAACGACAGGUGAUCGUGGCCGAUAUCGAGAGUGGCAUGAUCAAUUUCCAAUGGACGCCUCCAAUCCAGAAGGCGCUCACAGCCGCUUCGGCGAACGAUGACCAUCUGGUUGUUGUUAUCAGUGGCCAAAUUCUGGCAUCGUUUGAUAUUCGGGGUAACGGGCAGCUCAUCACUAAGAAAGACAUGGGUGCGGACCACCAAGUUUCGGGCGUCACGGUGCCAUCCACCCCGGCAGGAGUGUGUAUCGCUGGAUUCCCACAAUCGGCUCAAGUGUCUGUUCUGGCCAUUCAAGAUCUGGCGGAGCUGCAGACUCAGUCCGUGGGCCCUGCGGGCGAAGCAUUUCCGCGUUCUGUCCUGGUGGCGGACGUGCUGGCGAACAGCCCGCCAACACUCUUCAUUUCCAUGGCGGAUGGCAGCGUCGUCACCUUCACAUUAAACCCCCGAGACUUUUCACUGACCGGCAUGAAUAAGCUAAUUCUUGGUUCUGAACAACCAACCUUCAAGAAGCUUCCGCGAGGCGACGGGCUCUUCAACGUUUUUGCGACCUGCGAGAACCCUAGUCUCAUCUACGGUUCUGAUGGGCGCAUCAUCUACUCCGCAGUGAACUCUGAAGGUGCAUCCCGGAUCUGCCAGUUGAACGCGGAGGCAUACCCGGAGUCUGUCGCUGUCGCCACGGCGAAUGAGCUGAAGAUUGCAUUGGUGGAUAAGGAGCGUACCACACAGAUCCAAACUCUGCCGAUGGAAGCGACGGUGCGCCGAGUGGCCUAUUCCCCAUCCGAGAAGGCAUUCGGAAUAGGUACGAUUGACCGCAAGCUCGAGGAUGGAAUGGAGAUUGUCAAGAGCCACUUUGUGCUGGCAGACGAGAUCCUGUUCCGGCGGCUGGAUGCAAUUGAGUUGGAGCCCGAAGAGCUGGUAGAGAGUGUCAUCCGAGCCGAGUUCCCAGCUGGCAAAGAUGAAACGGGUCGAGACUUGGUCAAGGACCGGUUCAUCGUCGGCACGGCGUACCUGUCUGAGGAGGUCGAGGAUUCCAUCCGCGGACGGAUUUUGGUGCUCGAAGUCGACCACGGGCGCAAGCUCACCAAGGUCGCCGAGCUGCCGGUCAAAGGUGCAUGUCGGGCACUGGCCAUGAUGGGUGACCGUCUCGUUGCGGCGCUCGUCAAGACCGUGGUCGUGUACAAGGUCAUCAGCAACAAUUUUGACGAAAUGAAACUCGAGAAGCAAGCUUCUUACCGCACAUCGACGGCGCCGAUGGAUAUCACAGUCUCAGGCGAGCAGAUCGCCGUUGCCGAUCUCAUGAAGAGCGCUACGACAGCCCGCCACUACCAGACCGUGUGGUCCACAGCCAUCGCCUUUGUGGAGAAGGGCACUUUGCUGGAGAGUGAUGCACAGGGCAAUCUCAUUGUGCUGUCGCGGGAUGACGAGGAAGUCCUGACAGUAGACCAGCGUCGACUGAGGCCCACCAGUGAAAUCUCGCUGGGCGAGAUGGUCAAUCGGAUCCGGCCGGUGAAUAUCCCCAAGCUGGAGAAUGUGGUGGUGACUCCCCGGGCGUUUGUGGCAACGGUCGAAGGAUCCAUCCAUCUAUUCGCUCUCAUCGACUCCAAGUACCAAAACUUCCUCAUGUCCCUCCAGGACGUGAUGGCCCGCCACGUCGACUCGCUGGGCGAUCUGCCGUUUGAAAAAUUCCGGGCUUUCCACAACGAAGUGCGCUCCUCCGACAAACCGUACCGUUUCGUGGACGGCGAGCUCAUCGAGCAGUUCCUGAACUGCGAUUCCGCUGAGCAGGAGGAGAUCCUGGCCGAGGUGGGCUCUGAUGUUGGUGACCUUGGCACUCUGGAUGUGGAGGAAGUGAAGAAGAUGAUAGAGGCGUUGCGGCGCCUGCACUGA